AUGUUCAAGUCUCUGAUCCUGGCCCUCGCCACCGUCGGCAGCGUCGCCGCCGCGCCCACGAGCUCCGGCAACCUCGCCAACUCCGUGUCGGUGCCUCAGCACAAGCACAAGCGCGACCUGACCUCGCGCGGCUGGUCCGGCGCCAUCCAGGAGGCCGACUCUGGCACCUGGAACUUUGUUCAGGGCACCGUCGUCCUCCCCACCCUCAACGACCAGAACAACCCCAAGGGCUCCGGCGACAUCUGGGUGGGCAUCGACGGCAACAACUGCGGCACCGCGAUCCUGCAGACGGGCAUCGUCUGCUACGGCGACGGCUCCUUCUGGGUGUGGACCGAGUGGUGGCAGUACAACAUGCAGGACUACGACACCAACCUGGGCGUCUCGGGCGGCGACACCGUCCGCAUGACGGUCAACGCCACGUCCACCACCUCGGGCACCACCCUCAUCGAGAACCUGACCACCGGCAAGAGCGUCUCGCAGACGUUCACGGGCGAGACCCGGUACCCGCUGUGCGAGAGCGACGCCGAGUGGAUCGUGGAGGACUUCCAGGAGAACGGCAAGCCGGUGCCGCUGGUCAACUGGGGCACCAUCGAGUUCACCAACACGGUCGCGUCGGGCCCCGGCACCUCGGUCACGGCGGCCGGCUCGGAGCUCAUCAACAUCAAGCUCGACGACGGCACCAUCGUCACCCAGUCCAGCGUCGACAACGACGGAAACGUCUUUGUCAAGUACAUCGGCAACUAA
Cordyceps fumosorosea ARSEF 2679 is the source of this 744-nucleotide messenger RNA. RefSeq names its product Concanavalin A-like lectin/glucanase. Gene Ontology annotation, biological process: proteolysis. Gene Ontology annotation, molecular function: glutamic-type endopeptidase activity. Bases 1 to 744 code for a protein of 247 amino acids. The record is from RefSeq and is a predicted model, not a curated record. NCBI's taxonomy places the organism in Eukaryota, Fungi, Ascomycota, Sordariomycetes, Hypocreales, Cordycipitaceae. The transcript has a single exon.